GCUAGGGUGAGGCUAUGCGGCGGAUUGAGUAGUUUGAAGUAGGACCCUGAGGUUGCAGCGGUCAUCCAGCGAUUAGGUUUUCUCCUUAAUAAACAAAAAAAUAUAAGCCGACACUGCAAUCGCAGACGGCUCCUGAUUAUGAUGGCGUCAAAGUUGGGGUUAGCCGGUGGGAUACCGGAGCGUAGAGUUCGACCCAUUUGGGAUGCCAUUGAUUCUCGCCAGUUCAAGAAUGCUCUCAAGCACUGCACCACUCUUCUCUCCAAAUACCCCAAUUCUCCAUAUGCUCUCGCACUUAAAGCUUUGGUUUUGGAAAGGAUGGGUAAAACUGAAGAAGCAUUCUCGGUUUGCUUAAAUGCCAAAGACCUUUUGUACACUAAUGACUCUGUCUUGAUUGAUGAUCUUACUCUCAGCACUCUACAGAUUGUUUUCCAGCGACUUGAUCACUUGGAUAUGGCAACAAGUAGCUAUGAGUAUGCUUGCGGGAAAUUUCCAAAUAACCUGGAUCUAAUGAUGGGUCUCUUCAACUGCUACGUGCGUGAAUAUUCCUUUGUCAAGCAACAACAGAUAGCUAUUAAAAUGUACAAGAUUGUUGGUGAAGAAAGGUUCCUGCUUUGGGCAGUAUGCAGCAUUCAAUUGCAGGUUCUUUGCGGCAAUGGAGGAGAGAAGCUAUUACUCUUAGCAGAAGGCCUGCUGAAGAAGCAUAUUGCUUCCCAUAGUUUACAUGAACCAGAAGCUCUUAUUGUAUAUAUUUCCUUAUUAGAGCAGCAAUCCAAAUAUGGAGAUGCCUUAGAACUUCUUACAGGAAAAUUUGGGUCUCUUAUAAUGACUGAAGUUGAUAGACUACGUUUACAGGGGAGGCUUCUUGCUAGAGGAGGUGAUUAUGCUGCUGCAGCCAGCAUAUUCCAGAAAGUUUUAGAACUAAGAAGUAUGUGUAACGCUAAACUCUUUGGCAGCCCCGAUGAUUGGGAGUGUUUCCUCCAUUAUCUUGGCUGUUUACUGGAGGAUGACAGUAGCUUCUGCAAUGGAGCAAACAGUGAUUCUAUUUAUCCUCUAAAGCCUAUGGACUCCCAAGUUUCUGUCUUGACAGAUGAAGCAUUUGGUUCUCGCCUAUCAAAUGCGUCAUCUCUUGUACAAAAGUUGUUAACAGAGGCAAGUAAUGAUACUGUAAGAUGUCCUUGCUUGGCAAAUAUUGAGAUCGAAAGAAGAAAGCUUCUACAUGGAAUAGGUGAUGCGGAUAAGUUGAUGGAGGCUUUGGUACAAUAUUUUUUCAGGUUUGGACAUUUGGCUUGUUUUGCUUCUGAUGUUGAAAUGUUUUUACACAUUUUGGAUCUUGAUAAGAAGGCGCAGCUUCUGGAGAAGCUGAUGGAAUGCUGUGAAUCUAUUUCAACUAAUCCCAGAAAGACUCUUGGGCAGCAUAUUACUGUCUUCAAAAUUCAAAAUAUCGUUGGAAGCAUGUUCACUCUUCCCGUUAAUGAUUAUUGUCAUUCUUCUUUUCUAGAGCUGGAGACAAUAGCUGUAAAGAUGACACAAAUGUACUGUGAAAAUCUCUCACUAUCAAAAGAUUUGGAUGCUCAAGAGAGCGUGUAUGGCGAAGAGCUUCUGUCUAUGGCAUGCAACUUGUUGGUUCAGCUCUUUUGGCGUACUAGGCAUAUUGGGUAUCUGGUGGAAUCAAUUAUGAUCUUGGAAUUUGGUUUGACAAUACGAAGACAUGUUUGGCAGUACAAGAUUUUGCUGUUGCAUUUGUACUCUCACUGGAAUUCUCUUCCGUUGGCGUAUGAAUGGUAUAAAACACUGGACGUGAAGAACAUAUUGUUGGAAACUGUAUCGCACCACAUCUUUCCACAGAUGCUAGCAUCACCAUUGUGGGCUGAUUCAACAGAUAUUUUGAGGGAUUAUCUAAGAUUUAUGGAUGAUCAUUUUAGAGAAUCUGCUGAUCUUACAUUUCUUGCUUAUCGUCAUCGAAGUUAUUCUAAAGUUAUUGAGUUUGUUCAGUUCAAGGAGCGAUUGCAACAAUCUAGCCAGUAUUUGAUGGCAAAAAUUGAAAUACCCAUGCUGCAGUUAAAGCAGAAAGCAAAUAGCAUUGAAGAAGGGGAGGGCAUUCUAGAAAGUUUGAAACAAGGAAUUCAGUUUCUUGAGCUCUCAGAUAAAAUUGGAAACAAAUCAUUGACGUUCAAUGAAGAAUUGCAGCUGCGACCCUGGUGGACACCAACUUAUGACAAAAAUUAUCUCUUAGAGCCAUUUGAAGGAGUAUCUUAUUGCACUGGACAAACCUUGGAUGAUCAAAUCAAACAGUCUCAAGCUAAAGUGGUUAAAACAAUUGAGAAGAGGUCCCUUCUACCUAGAAUGGUCUAUCUCUCAAUUCAAUGUGCUUCAUCAUCUGUCAAGGGAAGUGUUGAAGCAAAUGGUUCUUUCUUUGACCCUAAACUAUCGUUGGAGCUGAGAUUGUUACUCGACCGGUAUGCCAAUAUCUUGGGAUUUUCCUUCCAGGAUGCUGUAGGGCUGGCUUUUGAUAUUUUGAGUGGCCUUAAGGAUGCAGAGGCAUGGAGCUGCAACCUGAUUGAUUGGAUGAACUUUGUUGUAUUUUUAAAUGCUUGGAAUCUUUAUUCUCAUGAAGUAGAUAGCGAUUCAAAUACAUGGCUUCUUGUGAAUUUGAUUCUGAAGAAGUAUAUCCUGGAUAAAGUCGGAUCGAUGGGACCACUAGAAUCAUCACCCGGAUGUGAUCUUCCUAAUCUGGUGCUAUUGGUAACUGAACCUUUAGCUUGGCAUAUUAUGGUGAUUCAGUCUUGUGCCAGGUUGUUAGUGACUUCAGGAAAGAAAAAAAAGAAAGGUGGACCUUCAGAGCACUGUAACGUUCAGUUAUCUCAGCAAGUACAAGAUUCAAUCCAGUCUGUAUGCGAGACUAUAGAGCUGGUUAGACAAUGGAUAAAUCAACAAAUCAGCAUGUCAGACAAUGAGAAAUCGGAAAAUAUACUUUCAUCUCUCCGACAAGAUGGAGAGUUCGGACCCGGGAAGGUCUCCCGAGUUGUUGAAACUUUAUCCUCAUCGUCAACAAUUGAUAAAGAUCUUGGUGAUCGGAUCACUCGAGCAUUGCAGUCUUGGAGUCCUGCUGAUAUUACUAGAAAAAUCAUUACUAGUCAGCGCACUGCUUUAUCUAAUUUCCUUGGAAUUUGUGAUUCAAAAAUCAAAUCAUUAAAGGAACUGAAAGCUCAUUUAUAGCUGGAGAAAUAGCAGAUUCUGUGUGUUGCGGGGAGUUGUUCCAAGUGAUUUUCUUGUUUUUCUAGGUACUGUUUCUACCCAAAAAUUUUCCAGUUAAAGAGUGACAAGGGCUGUCAUCUCAUCUGACGUUGCAUGCUGUACGUCUAAAAUUUCCUUUGAUGGUUCAAUUCUGCUCAAGGAUGUACAAUAAACAUGAAAUUCACUAUCUGAGUAUCUCAUUCGUUUUCCCGGUUUGUAAUAUUUGUUUUUGUACUAGAA
This is a messenger RNA of Lycium barbarum (goji berry), 3474 nucleotides long. Its product is annotated as N-terminal acetyltransferase B complex auxiliary subunit NAA25. Gene Ontology annotation, cellular component: cytoplasm; NatB complex. The record is from RefSeq and is a predicted model, not a curated record. Bases 139 to 3216 code for a protein of 1025 amino acids. The transcript has 19 exons. Gene Ontology annotation, molecular function: protein-N-terminal amino-acid acetyltransferase activity; protein binding. Gene Ontology annotation, biological process: N-terminal peptidyl-methionine acetylation. NCBI's taxonomy places the organism in Eukaryota, Viridiplantae, Streptophyta, Magnoliopsida, Solanales, Solanaceae.